UGCACAAAAACGCACUACAGACGCAUGUUUCUUUUCUUAUCUCGAUCUUUCUUUAUCUUCCUUAUUUACUUAAUCGUGGCUUUAUUUCUUUGUAAAGAUGUAGUUACAUUCUAAGCAAACGCUUGGGUGUUUAUAGAUUUUUAUUUAUGAAACAAUUAAAAGCGAUUUGACAGAGCCGAAGGCUGCAUUUCUCGCCUUCGACAUUCUAGAGGACCAUCGAAUCCUGGCUCGAUUCUUUUCUGUAGCUCCCCGGAGAUCAAUUCUGCUGCAGUUCCAUCGAAAUGUGCGACCUGAUGCCAGGCUCUCAGUCGGCAGAAAAAAUCGGCAAAAUGAAAAAGUUAAGAAGAACUUUGUCUGAGAGUUUCAGAACUAUAGCUUUCAAGAAAGAGGACAGUGACUUUGAUGAGAUAUGUGUCACAAAGAUGUCCACACGCAGCUGCCAGGGAACAGACUCGGUCAUCAAGCCCCUGGAUACCAUCCCUGAAGACAAGAAGGUGAGAGUUCAACGCACACAGAGUGGCUUUGACCCCUUUGAGAAGCCCGCCAGCCAGGUGAAGAGGGUCCACUCUGAAAACAAUGCCUGCAUCAACUCCAAGAGCACGUCCACUGGGAAAGAAUCGCCCAAGCUGCGCAGGCACUCCAGUCCCAGCUCUCCGACGAGCCCCAAGUUUGGAAAGGCAGAUUCUUAUGAAAAGCUUGAGAAGCUGGGAGAGGGUUCAUAUGCUACGGUUUACAAAGGCAAAAGCAAGGUGAAUGGAAAGCUUGUGGCUCUGAAGAUGAUUCGCUUGCAGGAGGAGGAGGGGACCCCUUUCACAGCCAUUAGAGAAGCAUCUCUUCUGAAAGGUCUGAAGCAUGCCAACAUUGUGCUGCUACACGAUAUCAUCCACACCAAGGAAACCCUGACGCUGGUCUUUGAGUAUGUGCACACAGACCUGUGUCAGUAUAUGGACAAACAUCCAGGUGGUCUUCACCCAGACAAUGUGAAGCUGUUCCUGUACCAGUUGCUGAGGGGGCUGUCCUACAUCCACCAGAGGUACAUCUUGCAUCGUGACCUCAAACCCCAAAAUCUGCUUAUCAGUGACACCGGGGAGCUGAAACUAGCGGACUUUGCUGAAUAUGCUGCCCUGUCUAACGCCUUCAUCAGUAAUGCAAACCCUAUAUUAACUGAGAAGUAUUACUGCGAGGCAAAUGAGAAGGUGGGUGUGGGCUGCAUUUUCAUUGAGAUGAUCCAGGGAGUUGCAGCAUUUCCAGGGAUGAAAGACAUCCAGGACCAGCUGGAGAGGAUAUUCCUGGUACUGGGCACUCCCUCUGAGGAUACCUGGCCAGGUGUUCACUCCUUGCCUCACUUCAAACCAGACCGCUUUACAGUUUACAGUGCUAAGAAGCUCAGACAAGCAUGGAAUAAGUUAGCCUACGUGGACCAUGCUGAGGAGCUGGCAUCCAGGUUUCUCCAGUGCUUCCCAAAGAACCGCCUCUCUGCCCAGGCAGCCCUGAAUCACGAGUACUUCAGCCACCUUCCUGCACGGCUCUGGGACCUGCAAGAUAUGUCUUCUAUCUUCACGGUACCAAAUGUCAAGCUGCAAACAGAGUCAGGAGACAGCAUACAGGUGUGUGCAAGGAGGAACAGUCAUGGGAAAGGCACCUCUGGCAGCAAGCACUGACCUGGAGCAUCGUCCCUGCACAGGACUUCCUGCCAGGUAACUGGUGUCAACACAGAUGCGGGACAAGAUGCCAACCUGGAGCAUCCAGCUGAACUCCAGCCCAGCUAAUGUCUCACUAAGUUAGUCCACUUAAGGAGGUGUGUGUGUGUGUGUGUGUGUGUGUGUGUGUGUGUGUGUGUGUGUGUGUGUGUGUGUGUGUGUGUGUGAUAGAGAGAGAGAGAGAGAAAGGGAGAGAGAGAGAGAAGGGAGAAAGUAAUGGUGUGUGUUUGUGUUAGCAUGUGUGGGUACAUGUACACACAUUUGUUGAUGGUACAUAUGACCGAAUAUUUCAGGCUAUCAUUUGCAAGUUUUUUUUUAUAUAAGAUUAUGACAACAUAUAUCAUGUGACACCACCAGAUGAAGGACUGGACUCUUGGUACGUGUUGUGUUUGUGUUUGUAACAAGCUACCUAUUUAAGAAUGUAUAUUUGUAAGUCUGAUAUACUCAUCUUGAACAUAUUUAAUGGACAUUUUUAAUAUUCUUCCGUUUUCUCACCAAUAUACUGUUCCUGCCAACACUCAUCCAGUAAUAAAGACACGCAAACAAACACACAUCCUUACAAACGAAAACACUGCACACAGUUAAAAAAAAGAAAAGAAAAAUCAAAUGAGAAUGAGAAUGAAAUUUUUUUGUUAGGGGUUUUUUCCCACCACAACAACAUCAGUAUUAAUAUUAAUAUUACUUAUGUCACUUAUUUUCAUUGUGACUGGAGAUGUUGAUGUGCACACAUACUAAACAGGGACUGAUUCCACACACAAACAGGCACGCGCACAUGCAUGCGCACAAACGCGCGUGCGCACGCACACACACAUGCACACACAUGCAUAUGCACACACGCACAUGCGCGUACACACACACACACACAUACGUGCCCAAGGUGUGUUAGAGUGCAGAGUUAGAUGCAAUACAGCAACAGACACCAAGAAAUUUGUGUGUGUGUAUGUGUGUGUGUGUGUGUGUGUGUGUGUGUGUGUGUGUGUGUGUGUGUGUGUGUGUGUGUGAGAAACAGAAAGGGGGGAUGGGUAAGGUGUGUAUCAUACCUGAGCGUCGGUGCUUCCUUGUGUUAAGUUUAUGUGUGUGAGGAAUAAAACAAUAAAGGCAAUACGAUGUUCAGUGUUAUGGUCAGUAUGGUCCAUAUACAGUUUUCAUCCUCAGCUGAUGAUCAUCUGAGGUGUCCAGUAUCCUACAUCACAUGUGAUUGAUCUGAAUAAUUACUAUUGUAUCUGAUGAGUUAUCAGUGAUCUCAGAUCAGACUGGAGCUUCUC
Messenger RNA from Lampris incognitus (smalleye Pacific opah), 2965 nucleotides. RefSeq names its product cyclin dependent kinase 14 (gene cdk14). Gene Ontology annotation, biological process: protein phosphorylation. The record is from RefSeq and is a predicted model, not a curated record. The transcript is spliced from 16 exons. Gene Ontology annotation, molecular function: ATP binding; cyclin-dependent protein serine/threonine kinase activity; cyclin binding. Gene Ontology annotation, cellular component: cytosol; nucleus; cytoplasm. The coding region runs from base 282 to 1661 and encodes 459 amino acids. NCBI's taxonomy places the organism in Eukaryota, Metazoa, Chordata, Actinopteri, Lampriformes, Lampridae.